UGUUGCAGUAACUAGUAUUGCGAAUUGCAUAGAACAGCUAUUUUACCGUUCAUUUACAACUACGAUUAAAAAAAUUGCAAUUGUAGCUGCAACUUGGAAAACUCAAAUUGAUGACAACGUGAAUAUUCCUCGGUAUUCUUUAAAAUUACUAUGUCUGAUUGGGAAGAUGAUUGCGACCAACGUGCUGCUAGUACAAAGCAAAGAAUUACAUGGAGAAGCGAAAAAGACGAUGACUAUGGUCGCAAACAAUCUUCUUCGUCAUCUUCAUCGAGAAAAUUUCAGGAUACAAUUGAUAUGCCGCAGAGUUCUGUUGGUCGUAUAAUUGGACGAGGUGGAUCAAAUAUACAGAAACUAGAAUCUGAUUUUAGUGUGAGAGUUGAGUUGGAUAAAAAUCGUGGAACUGUGACUGUUUCCGGCAACAGUGAGAGAGAUGUAAAAGAUGCCAUUAGAGAAAUUAAGAACAAAAUGAGUGAUGCGGAUGGCCGAGAUCGAGAACGUGGUCGAGAUCGUGAUGGUUACUCUUCGAGGAAAAACAGUGACUAUGACAGUUCCCGAAGAAAUAGUGACUAUGACAGUUCCAGGAGAAACAAUGACUAUGACAGUUCCAGGAGAAACAAUGACUUCUACAGUUCAUCUUCUUCAAGUCGUUAUGGAGGAAGUGGUGGUGGUGGUGGCGGAGGAAGUAGUUCCAGUAGAUAUCAAAGCAGUUCUUAUGAUAACAAUAGUUAUGGUAAAGAUUCAUCGACCGCUGUUAAGGAUGACACCUAUGACAGUGAUUCGGGCGCAAACAAUGGUACCGUAAUCGAUUGGGAUAAACUGAAUAAAAGAGCCGAAGUGGAACGCAAAAAACGUUGGGCAAAAUGUCCUCCAUUGCGCAAAGAUUUCUAUAAAGAACACCCAGAUGUGGCUAAUAUGAAUGCCGAAGAUGUGGCACGCAUUCGUUUGAAGAACAAUAAUACGACGGUGAGUCGUGUCUUUGCCAAGGACGGCAACGAUGACAUUCCAAACCCGGUUACAAAAUUUGAACAUUGUUUUGGUCCAUAUCCCGAUUUGAUGGCAGAAAUACAAAAACAAGACUUCAAAAAACCAUCCCCAAUUCAGGCGCAGGCAUGGCCGAUACUACUGAAGGGAGAAGAUUUGAUUGGUAUUGCCCAGACGGGUACUGGUAAAACGUUAGCCUUUUUACUGCCAGCUAUGAUUCACACCGAAUACCAAAGUAUACCACGUUCCCAGAGGGGUGGUCCCAAUGUAUUGGUAAUGGCACCCACUCGAGAAUUGGCUUUGCAGAUAGAAAAAGAAGUCAAUAAGUAUUCCUUUCGUAAUAUGAAGGCUGUUUGUAUUUAUGGCGGUGGCAGUAGACGUGAUCAAAUUGGAAAUGUUGAAAGUGGAGCGGAAAUUAUUAUUUGUACCCCAGGACGUUUGAAUGAUCUCAUACAAGCCAAUGUUAUCGAUAUUGCGACAAUUACUUAUUUAGUUUUGGAUGAGGCUGAUCGUAUGUUAGACAUGGGUUUUGAACCUCAAAUAAGAAAAAUAUUACUCGACAUACGUCCGGAUCGUCAAACCGUUAUGACCAGUGCCACCUGGCCACCAGGUGUGCGACGUUUAGCCGAAAGCUAUAUGAGCAAUCCAAUACAAGUAUGUGUUGGAUCUUUGGAUCUAGCUGCCACCCAUACAGUUAAGCAAUUGAUUGAAAUUGUUGAGGAGGAUGAGAAAUUUUAUAUGGUAAAAAGUUUCGUUAAAAAAAUGUCUUAUGAUGAAAAAGUUAUCAUAUUUUGUGGCAAAAAAGUACGAGCAGAUGAUUUAUCAAGUGACCUAACACUUGAUGGUUUUCGCUGUCAAUGUAUCCAUGGAUCUCGUGACCAGUCUGAUCGUGAACAAGCCAUUGCGGAUAUUACCUCUGGGGAGGUAAACAUACUCAUAGCCACUGAUAUUGCGUCACGUGGUUUAGAUAUAGAGGAUAUAACACACGUCAUUAAUUUUGAUUUCCCACGCAACAUUGAAGAAUAUGUACAUCGUGUUGGUCGAACAGGGCGCGCUGGACGCACUGGUACAUCUAUAAGCUAUAUAACACGUUCGGAUUGGGCAAUGGCACCCGAACUGAUCGCCAUUCUUGAAGAGGCUGGUCAAAAGGUACCAAGUGAGCUUCGUACAAUGGCUGAACGUUUUGCCAAAGCCAAGGAACGUCGAGCUGAUGAAAAUCGAACAUACAAUCGUAUGAGAGGUGGCCGAGACAAUUAUGGCAAUCGUGGAGGUGGUCGCCGUGAUCGCUUUUAAUAUGUACAUAUUAUGUGUAUAUGUAUUUUUUGUUAAUAUAGACUUAUAUUUUCAUUUAUUUUUCAUAUGACUACAUGAAUUAAAGUUAUUCUCAUGUCCAUUUUUUCAUUUUCCUGAAUUCGAAUUUAACUUGAAAUAAAAAAGUAACCUAAUUUUUUAUAAA
Molecule: messenger RNA, 2437 nt
Organism: Musca domestica (house fly)
Lineage: Eukaryota; Metazoa; Arthropoda; Insecta; Diptera; Muscidae
Product: probable ATP-dependent RNA helicase DDX43
Exons: 6
Coding region: 151-2274 (707 amino acids)
Molecular function (GO): RNA helicase activity; ATP binding; RNA binding
Source: RefSeq, a predicted model, not a curated record